Molecule: messenger RNA, 741 nt
Organism: Cornus florida
Lineage: Eukaryota; Viridiplantae; Streptophyta; Magnoliopsida; Cornales; Cornaceae
Exons: 2
Coding region: 200-589 (129 amino acids)
Source: RefSeq, a predicted model, not a curated record
AUCCCAGUACACUCUCACAAUCUUUAUUAAUUCUUUUUAAAUAAAAAAAAAUUUAUAAAUUAAAUACAAAUAUUGAUUCCUGAAGAAUUAGUGGGUGCUUUCAAGAAAAAGGAAGAAAUAAUGCAUAGCCAAGUAUCUUAGAGUUAGUGGAGGUUUUGAUACCUUUCUUUAUCCAAUAAUUUACUUUCACUGCUCUGCUAUGAGAUUCCUUUCGGAUCUUAUAUGUUGCUUUUGCAUCGACCCCGCACAUAAGUUGUUGCUACCACCAAGUACUCCUCCGCGAACGGCGGAGACACUCAGCCUUGUACCCAUGUCUUGUGGUGAGAACAAACAACACGGCCGGCGCGGCAAGUUAGGAGGGAGGAACUUGGCACCGGCAGCACAGUGGAGGCCUUCACUGUGCACGAUUUCGGAGGAUGAUGUUGUCAAGGUAGUAGUAGCAGAGAAAGAAAAAAGCAGCACUGCAAGACCACGCAACAAAGUGAAUGAGAAGUUGGGAUCAAAGACUAAUUUGCAGUAUUAUUAUAGGCAUCAAAUUCACUAUGAGCCAAGCAUUCCCACAUUCUCCCCAGGAGCUUUCAUAUUCUAAUGGGAUCUUUCUUUUUCUUUUUCUUUUUGAGCUUAUUGUAUUCUCAUGAACGUGUACAAAUUUGCUUGUGGUGAAAGGUUGAGGGGCUUCCCAGAUGCUGGGAAUCCUCUUCUAUGUAUCAUUGAUAUCAAAGUAAUUACUUCUUGGUUGUA